AUGGGAUCUGUUUCAGAUGACCUUCAUCCCAAGCAGACAGUUGACAUUGUGGACAUCUAUGAGUCUAUCCGUGAAAGGCAGCGUCAUGACAGCGAAAGGUCUACCUGCAGCACCUUGGAGCAGAACGACAUUGAAGCUGUUGAAGCGCUUGUUUGUAUGAGCUCCUGGGGUCAAAGAUCGCAGAAAGGUGACAUAUUAAAGAUAAGGCCACUUACGCCCUUCUCGGAUUCUGGUGAUUUCACAAUGCACGCUGAGGCUACGUCUGAAUUACCAAAGGACUAUUUAUCUACGCUGUGCAUGACCCCUCCGCACAGCCCUGACUUUGUUGAGAUGUCUGCUGCUAUGCUCCUCUCCUCGCAAGUCACUUACUCCAAACCAAGGACUGUCAUGGCAAAUACAGCUGCCUGCUUGGUCACAUCAGCCACCAGCGCCUCUCCCAUAACCAAGCCAUCUGUUAUCAACAUGGAGCGACAGUGCAGUCAGAAGCCGGUGAUAUCUGAAUCCUUUGCCCCUCAGCCUUGCAGGGCCAUGGCAACUAGCGUGAUACGUCACACAGGUGAUAGCACUUCCAGAGACUGGUGUGGAGCAGAUGACCGAAGACAUUCCAGACUGCCACAGGACACGUGUGCCGCAGAUGAUUUAAUUAACAAAACCUCCCUGGUACAUCAGCCUUAUGCACCUGACUCCAAUGAUAUUGUGACCAAUAAAGGACAAGUACCAGUCCAACCUGUUUCGCCACAGACCCACUUACCAAAGAAUUGUGAGAAUGACUUGCAAAAAAGAGCUACCCCAGUGACACCUGCCCCCGUUUCAAGCCCCCAAGUUUUCUGUCAAAUGAUCCCUUUAAAUGGACAAAGCGGUAUGAUCAAUGCCUAUGUCAAACCUUCAACUCCAACAGUCUCAACUCCCAUGAAACCUAUUUUACCGCAGAGAGCCCCACUCUCUCAGCCUGUACUCAUGGGACCUUCUGUGCCUCAGGGGACCGUCAUGCUGGUUCUUCCACAGACUGCUGUCACACAGACACCACAGUGCCCACAAACAGUAAUGACUGUUGGGAACACCAAGUUACUGCCCCUUGCUCCUGCUCCUGUGUUCAUAGCUUCUGGUCAAAGCUGCGCUCCCCAGAUAGACUUUUCUAGACGGAGGAAUUAUGUUUGCAACUUUCCUGGGUGCAAGAAAACCUAUUUCAAAAGCUCCCACCUCAAAGCCCACCUUCGCACCCACACUGGAGAAAAGCCUUUCAGCUGCAACUGGGAAGGCUGUGACAAGAAGUUUGCCCGCUCAGAUGAACUGUCACGCCACCGCAGAACUCACACGGGAGAGAAGAAGUUCGCUUGUCCUGUGUGUGAGCGUCGCUUCAUGCGCAGCGAUCACUUGACGAAGCACACCCGCCGCCAUAUGACCACAAAGAAGAUCCCCAGCUGGCAGACGGAGGUUGGCAAACUCAACAGAAUUGCCACAGCAGAGAAACCGAAAAGCAGCAGUGCUCUGAGUAUGCUCAUCCCCAUGCCAUCGUCUGUCUGUCAGGGCUAGUAAGAGGAAGCUCUUUCUCUACAAACUUUCUGAAAAUCAGGAAGAGCUCCAAUGGCUACAACAGAACUUACAA
Messenger RNA from Charadrius vociferus (killdeer), 1606 nucleotides. It is a transcript of the gene KLF11, whose product is annotated as Kruppel-like factor 11. NCBI's taxonomy places the organism in Eukaryota, Metazoa, Chordata, Aves, Charadriiformes, Charadriidae. The coding region runs from base 1 to 1533 and encodes 510 amino acids. Gene Ontology annotation, biological process: regulation of transcription by RNA polymerase II. The transcript is spliced from 5 exons. Gene Ontology annotation, molecular function: DNA-binding transcription factor activity, RNA polymerase II-specific; RNA polymerase II cis-regulatory region sequence-specific DNA binding. The record is from RefSeq and is a predicted model, not a curated record.